Boleophthalmus pectinirostris (great blue-spotted mudskipper) is the source of this 7080-nucleotide messenger RNA. RefSeq names its product G protein-coupled receptor kinase interacting ArfGAP 1 (gene git1). The transcript has 21 exons. Gene Ontology annotation, biological process: regulation of ARF protein signal transduction; brain development. The coding region runs from base 301 to 2637 and encodes 778 amino acids. Lineage: Eukaryota; Metazoa; Chordata; Actinopteri; Gobiiformes; Gobiidae. The record is from RefSeq and is a predicted model, not a curated record. Gene Ontology annotation, molecular function: protein binding; GTPase activator activity.
UCAGACGCAUCAGAGGUCCGCUAUGAUCCUCACGCAGCCCACAGCCUUAACACACAGUCAUUACGCUCCAGUAACUUGGCAUCAAGCUUUGGGUUGAAACGUGAACCAGAAGAGUGGAGGCGGACAACGGGAAACUGAUCUGGGGCUGUGGGCUGGCCGGGACAGCCGACCACACUGCAGCCGGCUUCCGGGGACUGAGGGGCCGCAGCGGCUGAAGACACACGGCGGUAGCACCAGGGAAUAGGGCGAAGACACCCAUCAUCACCGCCUCCGCUGAUAGUCCUUUCGGACGCUUUCAAAAUGUCAAGAAAGCUGCAAAGGACUGAAAUCUGCGCCGACUGCAGUGCGCCAGAUCCCGGCUGGACCAGCAUAAACCGCGGCGUGCUGAUCUGUGAUGAGUGCUGCUCGGUGCACCGCAGUUUGGGUCGGCACAUUUCCAUUGUGAAGCACCUGAGGCACAGCGGAUGGCCCCCCACGCUGUUGCAGAUGGUCCAGACAUUGGCCUGUAAUGGAGCUAACUCCAUUUGGGAGCACAGUCUCCUGGACCCUGCUCAGGUCCAGAGCGGUCGCAGGAAACCCAACCCCCAGGACAAAGUCCACCCCACGAAGUCCGAGUUCAUCCGAGCCAAAUACCAGAUGUUGGCGUUUGUGCACAAGCUCCCCUGCCGCGACGACGACGGUGUCACCACCAAAGACCUCAGUAAACAACUUCACUCCAGUGUGCGAACAGGCAGUUUGGAAACGUGUCUCCGGCUACUAUCCCUCGGUGCCCAGGCCAACUUCUUUCAUCCGGAAAAAGGCACCACCCCCCUCCAUGUGGCAGCUAAAGCAGGCCAAAUCCUACAGGCGGAGCUGCUCGUGGUGUAUGGAGCAGACCCAGGGGCACCGGAUAUCAAUGGACGCACACCUAUGGACUAUGCUAGGCAGGCGGGUAAUAUAGACUUGGCAGAGCGGUUGGUGGAGUGCCAGUAUGAGCUGACGGACAGGUUAGCUUUUUACCUCUGCGGCCGGCGUCCAGAUCACAAAAAUGGACAUUAUAUCAUUCCCCAAAUGGCAGACAGAGCUCGUCCCAAGUGUCCCACACAGAGCCUGGACCUCUCAGAACUGGCCAAGGCUGCCAAAAAGAAGCUACAGGCGCUUAACAACCGUCUUUUUGAGGAGUUGGCCAUGGACGUGUAUGACGAGGUGGACCGCAGAGAAAAUGAUGCAGUUUGGCUCACCACCCAAAACCACAGCACUUUGGUAACAGAACGCAGUGCAGUACCAUUUCUACCAGUCAACCCCGAGUACUCCGCCACACGUAACCAGGGCAGACAGAAGCUGGCUCGAUUCAAUGCCCGAGAGUUUGCAACGCUCAUCAUCGACAUCCUGAGUGACGCAAAGAGGAGACAGCAGGGAAAAGGUCUCAGCAGCCCCACCGACCCUCUGGACCUGGGCAUAGACGAUGACCAGCACGACUACGACAGUGUAGCUUCAGACGAAGACUCGGACAGUGAGCUGACCGCACAAAACAACAACAACACGCAACGCAGCAACCGUGCCAAGAGUAUGGACUCCUCAGACCUGUCAGAUGGGCCCAUCACGUUGCAGGAGUAUCUGGAGGUGAAGAAAGCCCUGGCCUCAUCUGAAGCCAAAGUGCAACAGCUCAUGAAGGUCAACAAUAACCUGAGUGAGGAGCUGCGCCGGCUCCAGAAAGAGAUCACGCGGAUGCAGACAGAGAACAGUUCACUGCGGGGGGGCCAGCCGGUCGGGGGGUCGGGCGGGCAGGGUCCUGGUGGUUCUGGAGGAGGAGGGCACUGGGCUGGCAGUGGGGGGCGCUCUGGAGCAGGGGCAGCUCUCAGUGUGUUUGGCUCCAGCACAGAACCUCAGGGGCUGCCUUCCUCUGGGGCCCCUCACUCCCACCACAGACGAGACAGACAGGCUGUGUCUAUGUAUGAGCCUGGGGCCGCUCCAGGACCCACCGCCCACGGCCCCCCAGCCCUGGACCCCCUGUCAGCGCGCCUGCAGCCCCUGCACUCGCCCAGUAUGAGGAAGGGCAGCACAGGUGGACCAGUGUCUUAUGGAAGCCAGCAUGUGUCCAGCACCACAGAGAUGGGCCGAUACAUGGUGCCUAAAUCGGAGAAGCACGGCAGUGGCACAGAUAGUGACUAUGACAAUACGCAAACCUACGACGUCUCGCUAAGUAUGGGCCGCAGCAGUGAGGAGGAGGGCCGAGGGGAGUCAGAGGAGGGAGGGGGCGAGCUGGGAGAGCCAGAUCCCACACUGCCCUGUACAGAAGAUGUCAUUCUGAAAACUGAACAGGUGACCAAAAACAUCCAGGAGCUGCUGAGGGCUGCACAGGAGUUCAAACACGACAGUUUUGUUCCAUGUUCAGAAAAGAUCCACUCAGCAGUCACAGAGAUGGCCUCCCUCUUUCCCAAACGUCCGGCUCUGGAUGCGGUGCACUGCUCUCUGCGUCUGUUGGCCUCGAGUGCAUCGCGGUUACAGGUGGAAUGUCGUAAAGCAGCGCCCUCGGACCCCGGGGCCCCCGCCGUGGACUACCAGCUCCUCACACAGCAGGUCAUACAGUGCGCUUAUGACAUCGCCAAGGCAGCCAAACAGCUAGUCACCAUCACCACGCGAGAGAAGAAACAAUAAAAUACGUCCAGAUAGAAGAACGUAACUAAAAAGGAUCGAAGGGCUUGAAUGUGGAUGGAAAGAGGGAUUUUUGCGACAGUGUGGUGCGAGGGAGAGGAGGAGUCAAGAUGCGCUGAAGAAGAGGAUGCAUGGAAGUUGAAAAAGCAAAACCACUACAGAGCUAUUUUACAAAAGAGGAGGAGAAUGUUGAAAGAAAGGAUGCAAUUUUUUUGGAUGACCAUUUUGACAACUGGAAAAACCGUGAAACUGUGACGCACCAAAGUGAAAUACAACAACGAUGCACAGAGAACUGGAAACACUAUUUAUUAUUUUGUCUUCCCGGAUUUUGGAAGACAUUUUCUACAAUAAAAUGGUUGUCACUGGGAUGUUAAGAGACCAAUCUUGACUCACUCCCCUCUCACUGCUCCUUUUCCACCAGGCCACCCUCUUUCAUACCACAAAACCGUCCCCAAAAAGUCCGGAAAACCCUAGUAGCUUAACACUACAACUACCACUCUCCAAUACGCCCUCUACUGGUGGAACAUAGCAUGAUCCGGCAUGUUUUAAUUUCUUUAUUAUUAUUGUUUUUUGUUACUUUUUUAUACAACGCAGAUUUGGUGACGUCUGCACUUCUAAGGACGAGCAUUACUGACUUACAAAACACUUACACUGGAAUAAUUAAUGUUAUUGUUUAUCCUAUGUUUUUGUAUUGAUAUUUUAUUGUCUAUUUGAUUUAACUGUUUAUCCGUGUUUAUUUCAUUGUCUCGUUUAGUGGAAGGAGGAGACGCAUACUAGGAUAUCUCAUUUACGGACAUCACCUGUGAAAUGGUCCUGUUUGUUAUGGCUGAAUUACAAUGAAGAGUUAAAGUUGCCAAAUAUGAAAGAGGCAAGUUUCAGGUCACACUAAAAAGCCCUGUUUACCUGACCAUAUUACAAUCUUUUUAUAUUAUUUAGCGAAAAAUCAAGUGUAAUCAUCUCAAAUACUUUUACUGUGCCAAGUAGUUGCAAAGAGCAUUAUGGUGAGAUCUUGAUUAAUGUUGUACCCAAAAUUACUCAGCUAUAUUGAGAAAUUGGUCGUUUACAGUGGCUGGCUACUACUACUAGUACUACUACUACUACUACUGCUACUGCUACUAUUACUAAGGGUUCCUAUGUUGCCACUUAUUCCCACAAAAAAGUGUAAAUACUUUCAGAAUUGUUGAAUUUAAUUGCCUUAAAUUUCUGAAUGAGAAUGUAUCCUGUAUAAGACCCUUGUAACACUGGGCAAUAUAACUGGAAACUCUGCUCAUGGUUCCUUUUCAUGUCAAUAAAAUGGACUACGGUGACCUCCUGUGGUCUAAAAUCUCACUUAAUAUAAAAAGAACAUAAAAGGUAACCACACUGAAUAUGAAGGAAAUUACUAAUAUUGCCCCCUAGUGGCAAUAAAGUGUACAACAACUGUGAUAAACAUUACAUUAGGUUCUUGGCUCUGUAAACUUCUCACACCAAGUGCCAUGUCAGAUAAAAUUUGGGUCUCCCAGUACAACCAAGUCUAAACAAGAUCUAAAGGUCUUUAGAUCUUGACUAUAGCAUGACUUGAAUAGCAGGGAUGUAAACAAUAACCAAAAUACUGUGAUAUCGUAUCGUCAAAGUUCUCACAAUAAUAUCGUGGACCAUCACAAUAUAUCAGAUUACAAGUGUCUUUGCUUAAAUUAAGAGUUAUGGUGCAGCAAUAGCAAAAAAAAGACAGAGGGAACUACAUAGACCAUGAUCCUUUGCUCCAUUUCAGUGUAGACUACAAGAAGAAAUAACAGUUCUAAGCACUUUUAAGUCUUAGUUCUUUGGAUUAAGUCUUGUCGAGGCAUUUAAAGAGGAAAAAGUAGCGUAUUCACAGUUUUGUUAGCCUCCACAAAAUAUCGCAAUAAAUAUCAUACCGUGAGAUGUAUAUCAUGAAAAUAUCGUACCAUGAGAUUUGGAUAUUGUUACAUCCCUCAUCGUGAGCCUUCCCACCAUAUCGUGAGCUUUCCCACGAUAACGCAAUAAAUAUUGUACCGUGAGGUUCGUACCAUGACGAUAUCGUAUCGUAAGACUUGGAUAUCCUUUUGAACAACCCAAAGGAGGACUCUAAAUGAAUCAAACACGAGCUACAAAGAGCCUAUAAAAAGUGUUUUUGCCAUAUUAUUUACUUCUAGAUAGACUGAUAUAUCGGUUGGUCGAUAUAUCAGACAGAUUUUUGGACUUUUUUAGUGUAUCGGCUAUCAGUCUUACAUUUCAAGCGUAGGCCGAUAUUUUGUUUGGUUCAAUCUGCUGCCUAAAAAAUACACACAAAGUUUUAUAUUAACACUUUAAAUGGACAAAACGGGACUGCACAGUUCUCUUAAAGGUUUUUGUUUAAAAAAUAAAAGGGCCAUGGGUGAGUUUACAGUAAAUUUACAUUGCAUUAUUUGGGGAAAAUAAUUUAAAUCGGCCCAAAAAUAUCGGCAGAGCUUAGUGGCCAUCGGUUGCUCUGUAUUUUAAACAGACAGAAUCGGCAUUGACCAUGAAAAAAAAAAAAAAAAAAGUAUCUCCAUUAUUUAAUCAGUCAGCCACAAUCACUUAACUAUUGGUGAAUAAUUUUGGGUGCAACAGCAGAAUCAUAAAACAGGACAGGCAAUGUGUGCGAUGUAUUCAAGUUGAUAGAAACAGACACUAAGACACCAAGUUGUUUACAUACUUGUAUCUAAGAUUAUUAUUUCAGCCUUCGUCUAAUCGAGGUUUAUCAUGCCAUAACCUGCUUGUGUGGCCUCUGUGUGUGAGAGCAUUGGGAACAAAUCUUUAUUUUCAAAUUCAACUGUUUUUUGUUUUGUGCUGAGAUAACUUGAUAAAUACAGAUCGUACUGUUUAUUGUAAAUCAAAAACCUGUUAUUAUAUUUUCAUUUUUUUAUUUUAAUGUGUCUUUUGGUUCAAAUUCAGUCAUCUUUGUUAGAGAAAUCUGCUUUUUUUUUCAAAUUACUUUCCUUCCAAGCAGCACAUUUUAGUUUUCAUUUUCAUUGCUUGUAUUUUUGGCUGUAAUUGCUUUAUAAUUUAAAUAACAACACUUGAAAAUUAGCUUAAACUUUUACCCAAUGGGAUCUCUCUUCAAAUGCUUUACUGUCCAGCGAUUUUUGCUCAUGUGCCACUGUAUGGGAGACUGAUGGUCAGAUUGUAUUGAAUGAAUUUGAAUGUCUUGCACACUAUAAUUAUGAUUUUUUUUAAACUAAAUUUGACCACUUAAAAUAUAAAGAAAACACUACAAAUGAAUGCGUGUGGGCCAAGUUAGAGAAACCACCUUUUUGACUGGCCAUGUGUAUAGUAAAUGCAUAUAUUUUCAUGUUGUCAUUAAGCUAUAAGGAUUAUACUUGGGAGAUAUUUAUUUCUUUAUUUAGUUGAGCCAAACAGACUUCAGGUUUAAAUUGUGACACCCAAUGUACUUAAAACAUUUACUUUUAUGCAUAUAAUUCUAUAAAGAAAAUAUUUUAAAAUUACUAUAACCAGUAAUGUGCAGAUGUGGAUCAGAUUGCAAUAUUUUGGGCCAACACUUACAUUUUCCUGGAUAUUUUUUUUUUAGUUUAGGUGCUCUGCGUAAUAUUUCUAGUGGAGGGUCCACCACCUGUUUGUUUCCAUGGAAGUGUUAGUUCUUUGUUUAAAAUGACUAAACCUAAAUCCAUCACGAGGGAGACAGCACUACGCUACUAUUAUUGUAUUUUUGAGCAAACACCCGUAAUGAACAAAAAGCAGAUCAAUAUGUUUAAAGGUCCUAUACUACGCAAAAUUGUUUAUUUGUGAGUUAGAAUGUUGUACCACAUGACAUCACCAAAUGGAACAGAGGCUAAAUAUGCAGGAUUUGUGUGUGAAUGAAACAAAACACAAUUCUGGAUAUGUUUUUGAUGAAGAGACAACAUAACAUAGAUCUAAAAAUAGCAUAAUAUAGGCCCUUUUAAAUAUGACAAGUUAAUUUAUUUUGAUUGCAAUUCAUUAUGUUAAAAGGAAUUUUUAUUAUAUUGUAUUUUCAAACUGCAGAUUUUGUUGUCCUUCAUAUUGUCUUGAUUUUAAGUGCAUUGGUUGUCUAUAUAAGAAAUCAUGAAGAUCUUUGGCGCUAUGGUCAUCUCAAAUGGUCUCAAAACGCACAUCCUGGAAAUUCAUGGACACUUAAUGGUGCCUCAAGUGUGAAUGUUCAAAAUAUUUUAUCACAAUUUCAGCACAUACUUUCCAGAGUUUAACAGUUUUUGGGACAUUCAAUAAACAACAAAUGGACCAACCUUUCCACAAAUAAGACAUUUAGAGCCAGUCGAAGCUGAGCCACUGGCAGUGCAUUGUGGCCUGUUUUACUGGUAUGUUUCAAACACUUUGGGAGAGAUCUUUUAACAGAAGAUAAUGUAUAAAGUAGAGAAAACAAUGACUUACAAGGUCAAAUCGUAAUGUAAACUCAUAAGCUGUACAUUUGUAAUAAAAUAAUAAAACAAUUAA